Fusarium coffeatum is the source of this 1758-nucleotide messenger RNA. RefSeq lists its product as uncharacterized. Gene Ontology annotation, cellular component: plasma membrane. Gene Ontology annotation, molecular function: sodium:proton antiporter activity. The record is from RefSeq and is a predicted model, not a curated record. Bases 1 to 1758 code for a protein of 585 amino acids. Gene Ontology annotation, biological process: proton export across plasma membrane; sodium ion export across plasma membrane; regulation of membrane potential. Lineage: Eukaryota; Fungi; Ascomycota; Sordariomycetes; Hypocreales; Nectriaceae. The transcript has 5 exons.
AUGCCUGUCUUAAACUUGAGUGAGCUGAACAUUGUGCUCAGCGUCUUGGGCGCUUUCACUGUUCUUUAUGGUAUUAUCUCUGUCAAGAUCAAGCAGGCUUGGUAUCUUGGUGAAGCCCUACCCGCUGUCGCCAUCGGUGUCAUCCUCGGUCCUAUAGCAGCCAAGUUUAUAGAUAGUGAGAGAUGGGGCUCUGCGGAACCUGGUCAGACCAGUGCCAUCACUCUUGGCCUUACCCGUGUCAUGAUCGGUGUCCAACUGGUCAUCGCCGGCUAUCAACUCCCCGCCAAGUAUGGUCUCACACGAUGGAAGGAGAUGGCCCUCUGUCUUCUCCCCAUCAUGACCGUCAUGUGGCUCUGCACAACCGCUUGUAUCAUGGUCACCAUCCCCAAGCUCACCUUCCUCGCCGCCCUCGUCAUCGGAUCCUGCGUCACCUGCACCGACCCGAUUCUUUCUCAAGCCAUCGCCAAGGGACCCUUCGCCGAUAAAUACGUCGCUCGACCUCUCCGUGAGAUCAUCUCUGCCGAGGCCGGUGCCAACGACGGCUUCGGAUUCCCAUUCCUUAUGCUGGCUACCUACCUGAUUCAACAUGCCGACAUCCCUGGCGCUGGCGCUAAGGCUGCCGCGGGUGCUGCUGCGGAACAUGCUGCUGGGGCCGCUACCUCUGUUGCUGAACACGGUGCUGCCCAGACUGGCCAUGCGGUGGCCGAGGCUGGACAAGCUGUUGCUCACACUCUGAUGGCUCGUGCUGGUGAGGUUGGUCGUCUUGGUGGUGGUGUCACUGAGGCUCUCAUGAACUGGUUCGUCGAGACAUGGCUGUACACCAUUGUCUUGGCCAUCGCUUACGGUGCUGUUGUCGGAUACGGAGCAUGCAAGAUUAUCAAGCUCGCUCUCAAGCACAAACUUGUCGACAACGAGUCCUACGUCCUUUUCCCCAUGGCCCUUGGCCUCUUCCUCGUCGGUAGCUGCGGUGCCAUCGGAACCGACGAUCUCCUCGCCUGCUUCGUCGCCGGUUGCGCCCUUAACUGGGACGGCAACUAUCUCCGCGAGACCGAAACCCGUCACGACGAAGUCAACUCUUGCAUGGACGUCAUCCUCAACUUCGGCGGCUUCAUGUACAUCGGCGCCAUCCUUCCCUGGGAGAGCUUCAACGACCCCACCGGUACCGGCAUCACCCUCCCUCGUCUUAUCGGUCUUGGUUUCCUCAUCCUCAUCUUCCGUCGUCUUCCUGCCAUCUUGGCCUUCUACAAGCUCAUGCCUGACGUUUGCACCAGCUGGAAGGAGGCUAUCUUCAUGGGAUACUUCGGUCCUAUCGGUGCUGGCGCUGUUUUCUACGUUGAGCACGCUCGUCACUUGUUCCCUCAUGAUGGUGAGGGUGAUGCGGAAGAGACCAACCUGGUUCGCGCCAUGGGUCCUACCGUCUACUGGCUCGUUCUGUUCUCUAUCAUUGUCCACGGUCUUUCCAUUCCUGCUCUCAACAUCAUCUAUCACUACUCCGGCAAGCAGCCCAUCAAGGACGAUGCCGUCGAGGUGCGCCGUAUCUCCAUGCGUGUCGCCACACCUACCAACGCCAUUGCUGGCGAUACCGAUACCUUCAUCGCCUACAACCGUUUCAGUCGCCACAUGGGCCCUGAGGUUAACCGUCUGCCUAUCCAGAAGGAGACACAGUACUGGUCUGAUGAUGAGGAGCCUAUCCGGGAGCGUCCUAUGCAGAAUCGGAAGAGUGGAUUGACUUGGGCGAACCAACCGAACCCAGUCUAA